This is a messenger RNA of Medioppia subpectinata, 632 nucleotides long. NCBI's taxonomy places the organism in Eukaryota, Metazoa, Arthropoda, Arachnida, Sarcoptiformes, Oppiidae. The record is from the annotation of a GenBank genome assembly.
CGACAGCGCAGGCCAUUAGUUGGACAUUAUAUAUGUUAGGACUUCAUCCCGAUAUACAAACUCGGGUUCGAGAAGAAGUGGAUUCUGUGAUGGAUCUGCACUCCGACGACGAAGACUGCACUAUCGACGACACAAAACAGAUGAAAUACUUGGAGUGUGUGCUCAAAGAAGUGCAACGUCUGUAUCCGACCGCACCAUUCAUUGGGCGCGAGUUAAGCGAAGACACUGUCAUAAAUGGAUAUUUGGUGCCCAAAGGCACGUCAUGCGGAAUAUUCACCUAUAUAUUGCACAGAGACCCGGUGUCGUUCCCAAACCCGGAGCAAUUCAUUCCCGACCGUUUUCUGCCGGACAACUGUGUGGGUCGACACCCGUACUGUUACAUCCCGUUCAGCGCCGGGCCUCGCAAUUGCAUCGGACAGAAGUUUGCUUUCUUAGAGCAAAAGAUUGUGGUCUCAAAAAUUGUCCGCAAUUUCCACAUCUCAGCCGUCGAUCAAAGAGACAAACUCUAUAUCGUCGGCGAAAUGGUUUUGCGGACCAGAAAUGGUCUCAAAUUAAUCAUUACUGAAAGGAAUAGGAAUAAAGUGGUAAAAACAGAGCCCAAGACUGAUUGCCUGUCGUCAAAGUCUCUCUAA